AUGAACUUUCCAGUCCCAAACGCCCAGCCGCCGCCAUAUGAUACGCAGCGACAGCAACAACAACAUCAACCACCCUACGAUGAUUCCUUCUCAUCAGCCAUUGCUGAGAAACUCGGUUCGCCAGUCAAGCAACAGAGCCUUGACGACGCUGCUAGCCACUCUAUGCCCUUGAGCGAGUCGUCGUCAUCAGCGCAUUACAUGGCGGACGAUGGUGCUCUGAAGGGUCAAGGUUACGAUCUCCACGGGGGUGACAUCAGUCACAAUAACAAUCAAGACCUAUACGGCGCAUCAAACCCGGCCAUUCAGCAAGACAACGGCUAUGCGCCCUUGCAGCAACAUGACCGGGCACUAUACGAGGACCCGUUCAACCCCGCGUGGCAUGCAGGCCAGGGUGAUGCUUCGCGACAACCGUGGGAUUCCCGCCAGUCGCUGGACGCACCACCACAUGAUGCCGAACAACAGGGGAACAACAUGGAGAUGCGCUCCAUGGGCAAGGACGGGUGGGACCAGUCGAUUGGCGGCAUGAAGGACCGGUCCCAGCCAUUUGUCAACAACGUCCCCCAGCGGUCCAUGGCGGAACAGGUCUUGUUCGCCACCGGCUUCGACCGUCUCCUCCGCCUGUGCUGCAUCAGGAAGAGCAUGCCUCUCGACGAGGCUAUUGCUCGGAAGAAGCGCGACAUUGGUGGCCAAGAUUAUGCACCUGCCGUCUGGAUUCUCACCGCCAUCAUGACCGGUUUACUGAUAUACGAACUGGUUGUCUGCGCCAAAGACACUGGCAAGCCUAUCGCUACCUCGCCUUUCAACUACAUGAUAGGCCCGUCGUACCAAGUACUGAUCAACGUUGGAGCACGCUAUGUGCCGUGUAUGAAAUAUGUUGAGGAGAUUCCUCCGACCUUUUUAUUGGGAUGUCUGAACACCACCUCAAGCACCCCUACCUCGGCUUGCACAAUUGAAGAGAUCUGUGGCCAUGGUGGCUUUGGGGACGGCAAUCCGAACCAAUCGUGGCGUCUGCUGUCGCCGAUCUUCCUGCAUGUUGGUGUCAUCCAUUUGUUGCUCAACAUGUUCGCCCAGGUCACCAUGGGCUCGAUUGUCGAGCGCACAAUCGGCUCACUGCCCUUCCUCCUCAUCUACAUUGUUGGCGGAAUCUAUGGCAAUGUUCUCGGCGGCAGCUUUGCGCUCGUGGGCAUUCCUUCAGCUGGUGCAUCCGGCGCCAUCUUUUCAGCCGAGGGAGUUUUGAUUGUCGACUUGGUGAUGCACUGGAAGCAUAUCGACAGGCCUGGCCGUAAGGCUGUCAUGUUCCUCAUCGAGUUUGUCGUCAUCGUCGCCAUGGGUUACAUCCCGAACGCUGUAGACGGUCUUGCGCACUUGGGGGGAUUGGCAAUGGGCAUUCUGCUGGGUAUCUUGGUCAUUCCGUCCAUCAGCGCAACGAAGGGCCACCGCAACGCCGUGUGGGGCUGCCGGAUCGCGGCCAUCCCCGUCAUUGUCUUGGCCCUCAUCUUGACGACGAAGAACUUUUACAAAGCCGACCCGAACGCUGCUUGCGAGUGGUGCAAGUACCUGAGGGCUUAA
Apiotrichum porosum is the source of this 1569-nucleotide messenger RNA. RefSeq lists its product as uncharacterized. Gene Ontology annotation, molecular function: serine-type endopeptidase activity. Lineage: Eukaryota; Fungi; Basidiomycota; Tremellomycetes; Trichosporonales; Trichosporonaceae. Bases 1 to 1569 code for a protein of 522 amino acids. The record is from RefSeq and is a predicted model, not a curated record. The transcript is spliced from 13 exons. Gene Ontology annotation, biological process: proteolysis. Gene Ontology annotation, cellular component: membrane.